UGAAAUUUAGUGAAAGUUUGUGAAACUGCAAGUUGAUUUUAGUGUGAGCAACCGAAAACUAGUGGCUCUCCUGGACAGACAUAAAGCAAAACAAUGUACUUGGAUGAGCCUUAAAGAUCUCCUUUUAGAAUACUCUUUUUAAGGAAGAAUUGCAAUUUGAAGAACAUUUGUUCCCAGGAUCAAUUGCCCUUUCUUUACAUAUUAGGUAGUAAAUAAUAUAGGACGGAGUUCAGUUGUUAGCUAACAAAACAAGAUGUCUUCUACGGUUGCUUUCUGGAAAGUAUUAAAUGGUUUUCCAUGAAUUUGUGUUUAACAUUUACGUCGAGGAAUAUUGUUAAAAAAUUAUUUUGGUACUUCAUUUUCGCUAUAUGAAAUGUCCUCUCUAGAUUAAAGAAAAAUCAGUAAUCCUCUUAGUUUCUAAAACCGUUGAUUUUUUUGGCCGAAAAAACUACUUUGCUUAAAAAAGCAACAACAUUUCAUUUGAAAAAUUGCACAACAUUUUCUCUUUGCUCGCCUAGUUGGCCAUGACUUUUUCAUACAAGCAGCGAGUGAAGCAAGAACAAAAGUACGGCAUUUUUUAGAGCGAAGAUGGUGCGCAGCAUUUUUUCACAACGUUAUAAUUACGCGAAAAUACGCGUUAACGAGGCCUUGGAUGAUGUCUUUCGACGCAUACCGAUUUUUCCGAAAAUCGCGAAGCUACCGAAGUUGAAGCGCACCUACUACAUUGCGACACCGAAGCCGAUGGCCGAGAAGAAGAACAAGUUGAAGCCGAAGCACAAGAAAUUGCUGCCUUCCUCCGAGUGGUAUGACAGUGAUUUCAUACCGAUGACAACGCGCUAUGAACUGGAAAUAAUUUUGGAUACACCGCUUAUGGAGCGUCAUUCGGGACACAACUCGAAAGGCACCUUCAGUCAUGUCUAUUGGAAGUCAGCCGACGCGGAGGAGUCACAAGCAAAUGCACAGCUUACAGCAGCGGGCAACGCCAGCAACGCUGAGUCAACGGGCAAAAUGCAAGGGGUCGGUGACAAAUCGCCGUCGAUUUCACAACCGGUGGCAGCAGCAACAAUAACAUCCGGCAAUGCGCUUUCAGCUACAAACGGUACAACACAGCUGGCACAUGGUUACAGUUUGAAAAAGGAGCCAAGCGAACAAGCCGCGCCGAAAUUGCCUGAUACGCCCAAAAGCUUGGCGGCCACAAGGGAAUCGCACGAUUUCGAGUUUGCUGUGCCGGAGCUGAGUAAGCGCCGCCGCAACAAGCAUCUCGAGAAGAGUUACGAAUGUGAGCAAUGCCACAAGAAGUUCGAUCGUCCCUGGGUGCUUCAUGGACACAUGCGACUGCAUACAGGCGAGAAACCGUUCGUGUGCCCGGUGGAGUCGUGUCAAAAGCGCUUCGCAGAUCGCUCUAAUUUGCGCGCUCAUCAACGCACCAAAGGCCAUCACAACUGGAGCUAUCAGUGCCCGCAGUGUACGAAGGCCUUCAGUCAGGAGAAUUACUUGAGUCGCCAUAGCCUGGAGGCUUGUCGUAAAUUUUUAGCCUCGCAUAGAAACGGUUAGGUGCAGCCACUAAUGAAUUUCGUAAAUUGUUGCCAAAGAGUAUUAUUUGUGUUUAUAUUGAAUUCUUUGUAUAGUAUGUAGAUACAUACAUAUAUAAUAGAGAUAUAUGGAUAUUUUGUGAAUUUUUUAUGCAUUUCGUUGAAAUAUAAUAAAUAAAUUGGAUUUCAAAAAUAUGCGACGCAUUGAAACUUUUUCUAAACAGCAACAGUGUUAAGAAAAAUUGUUUUAAGAAUCUAAUUAUAACUUAACCUAAAAACACAAGUAUUUAAAGUAACAACUCAGCAUUUAUUAACGUCGAUGAACCAAUACUUAAAAUCAAUUAACAGAAGAAGUAGUCGAACCUAACCUAAAACUGAAAUAUUUUAGAGAUUAAAGUUUUCCAACCAGAACAAGUAUUCAAAAUAUCGAAAAA
Messenger RNA from Zeugodacus cucurbitae (melon fly), 1966 nucleotides. Its product is annotated as zinc finger protein SNAI1. Lineage: Eukaryota; Metazoa; Arthropoda; Insecta; Diptera; Tephritidae. The transcript is spliced from 5 exons. The coding region runs from base 589 to 1554 and encodes 321 amino acids. Gene Ontology annotation, biological process: regulation of transcription by RNA polymerase II. Gene Ontology annotation, cellular component: nucleus. The record is from RefSeq and is a predicted model, not a curated record. Gene Ontology annotation, molecular function: DNA-binding transcription factor activity, RNA polymerase II-specific; RNA polymerase II transcription regulatory region sequence-specific DNA binding.